This is a messenger RNA of Vanderwaltozyma polyspora DSM 70294, 171 nucleotides long. RefSeq names its product cytochrome c oxidase subunit VIIa (gene COX9). Gene Ontology annotation, biological process: mitochondrial electron transport, cytochrome c to oxygen. Bases 1 to 171 code for a protein of 56 amino acids. The record is from RefSeq and is a predicted model, not a curated record. Lineage: Eukaryota; Fungi; Ascomycota; Saccharomycetes; Saccharomycetales; Saccharomycetaceae. The transcript has a single exon.
AUGGCUAUUGCUCCUAUCACUGGCACUUUAAAGAAAAGAAUUAUACUAGAUAUCGCCAUCGGUUUCUCCCUAGGUGGUGUAAUGGCUUCAUACUGGUGGUGGGGUUACCACAGAGGCUUGAUCAACAGAAGAGAAGCUUAUUACGCUAAACUAGCUGCUUCAAAAGAAUAA